Molecule: messenger RNA, 1519 nt
Organism: Seminavis robusta
Lineage: Eukaryota; Bacillariophyta; Bacillariophyceae; Naviculales; Naviculaceae
Source: the annotation of a GenBank genome assembly
UUCUUUUCCAUUGUUUCUGAGGAAUACGGGGACAUGAAUGGUUGUUGAUGACAGACUAUUACCGUACCAGUGACAAUGACUUCGCAUCCGAAGCAAAGAUCCAAAGAAAUCUUCUAAAGGAGCGAGAAAGAGGUGCUCACAAAACAAAACGCUCCAAAAGCGCAAAGCAAAGCAACACAAACAGCCAAAUCAAAAUCCAAUCUCCAAUCUCCCGUUGUGAACCACACCCAACAUGCGCUUUACUACUCUCCUUUUUGAUGCCAUUGUUGCCGUGAUCCCACUUCUUGCCAUGGCAGCCCCCGGAAGCCUUCGUGGUCCCACUGCUGCUGCUGUACUGGAUGCCCAGUCGGUGCCUCUGGGCGGGCGGCGCCGCUUGAACUGCACCGGCAAGAACCGAAACACACAAAGAUGCAAAGACACGGAGGAGGAAGAGGAACAACGAGAGGAUGACGAAGACGACAAAGCAGACGAUGGAGACUCUAGGGAUCAUUCCAGGAGUUCCGGUGGCACCCACAAAAAGAGGAGGGACGAUGGACGCGACAGGAAGAGAAGACGCAGUGGCGAUCAUGACAAUCGUGAGAGAAAGAGGAGGAGGAGGCGCAGUGAUGACGAGGAUCACGAGCCAAGGCAGGAAACGAAGAAAAAGAAAACAAAUGCGGACCCUGCCAAAGUGGUGGACAACGGAGGCGGCAUGAGCCCAGCACAGGUACAAAAGCAGGUUCAAAAAGCACUCAAGAAGGAAAAGAAAAAGGAGGAAGCCAAGAAGAAGAAGGUCAAUGCGAUCAAAGAAGAGCUCGGCAAAGCAAUCGAGAAGAAGGUGGAGGAGACUGUCGAGAAGCAGGUGGACGAAAAAGUCAAGGAAGCCUUGCAGAAUCUUAGCGACAACAGCAUGGCCAUGGAUAUGGACCUUGACUCGGUCAUCAGUGAAAUGGGCAAUGAUCGAGGUCGUGAUACGACCGACAGCACCAAGAGCAAGAUCCGCGACAAGGAUGAAGUCUCCCCUGAAAAAGACCAGGCUCCUAGCUCCAACGACCUCCAAGGACAAAAAACAAAAGUUGAAAGCGAAGACAGCACGACCCCAGCACAGAAUAAGGAUCCCAAUGACACGGUCGACAAGACUCGGGACAACACCCAGGACAAGGAGCAAGUCUCCCCUGAAAAAGACCUGACUCCUAGCUCCAAUGGCAACACGCCGGAUGAGGACCAAACACUCGCGGACGGAAGCAUUGCCAUGGAUACCGACCUUGACUCGAUCAUCAAUGAAAUGGAAAAUGACGUUAGUAGCCCCUGACUAAGCCUUGACAAAUUGAGAGUUCCCAGCUUAUAAAAAAGCAUGUUACAGGUUGCCGUAGGAACAUAUUAUAUGUCUUUACAAUCAAUCCUUCUGGUUGGUGAUACAACCAAUCAAACAUGCUGGCACGGGUGGCGAGACAAUCAAUCGUACAUCAAACAAUCUUUUAAUAAUAAAAGCGAUAUUCAGCUUCUAAAAUCCACCAACAGAUGACGGGCAGCCAGCAGG